Angiostrongylus costaricensis is the source of this 912-nucleotide messenger RNA. NCBI's taxonomy places the organism in Eukaryota, Metazoa, Nematoda, Chromadorea, Rhabditida, Metastrongylidae. The record is from the annotation of a GenBank genome assembly.
AUGAACCAACCCAUUGCCCGCAACCCAUUUACUGGACUGACGAUAUCUCGCCCUAUCAGGGGACAAGGACAAGUGGAGACUUACUAUGACAUUUUGAGUUUUUCUAACAUAGGAGAGGUAAUGGACGAUUUGCUUCACACUUCGACAGCGAAAAUAGUGCCUGGAAUUUUUCCCAUAUAUGACCCUAUGGCAGAAAUCGGCACUACGUUGAGGAAACCUAGUCAUGCUAUAAUUUUCCAGCAAGAGCUGCCUAAUCAAAGGCGUCACACACAGCAAAUCGUGUCACCUCCAAACCUGCAUCAUGCGUUCUCAUCUGUGACCCCUUACACUGUUGCUACACCGGAUUCGUCUGCAUUUUUCGAUGCACAUGAAGCGCGAACUCCUUCUCCUCCAACGUCAGAUCGCAGUACUCCAGCGAAUGGAAAGCUUGCAGAAAACAUGAUGAAUGGUGGAUUUAGAGAAUGUUUCUUCUCGUGCAGCAAUGGUGUGUAUCUACCCGAAGUUCAUCAUAAAAGGGUUAUCAUUCCAGUCUUUUGGAACUUAAUUUUUUGCCAGGAUCCCCGUAGCGAAGGAUUGGUUCAACUUUCUGCCGAAGAACGAAGAACACUGGUUCAGGAGGGUUAUCCGAUUCCCACACGACUACCCUUAUCCAAAUCUGAGGAAGAAUCGUUGAAAAUAGUGCGCAGGAAGAUUAAAAAUAAGCUCUCCGCUCAGGAGUCGCGUCGAAAGCGCAAGGAAUACAUGGACAGCUUGGAAUCUCGUUGCCAGGCUUACUUCAAUGAAAACAGUCAACUGAAAAAUCGUGUACGACAGCUGGAACUAUCCAAUCAAAAACUUGCUAUGCAGAUGAAGAAGUUGCAGAAUAUGGUCAAUACCACAGAAGAACACUCGGAUAUUCCUGUUGUGCAUUAG